AUGAAGCUCUCUACCAUUAUGGGCGCCGCCAUGUUCGGCGCUGCCCUCGCGGCCAAGGAUUCCCGAACCUUCUCCGUCAUGCGCUUCAACGGCAAGGAGAUCUUCAACGGCCGUCUGGAUCCCAUCGUCAACCCAGGCACCACCUCCAUCCACGAGCACACCGUCUUCGGUGGCAGCGCUUUCGGACCCGACGCCACUGGCGAGUCACUCUCCCAGUCCAAGUGUACCAGUGCGAAGCUCAAGGGCGACAAGAGCGCCUACUGGGCUCCUAGGCUUUACUUCCAUGACAAGGCGGCAGGCACCUUUGAGGCUGUCCCCGUCUUUUACACCAACAUCUACUACUUCUUCGAGGCCACCGACGAUGAUAUCGUCGCUUUCCCCAGGGGCCUUUCCAUCCUUGCCGGCGAUGCCAGCACUCGUACUGCGCCCUCCACCGGUAGCAUUGGCAACCUUGAUCCCAGCAACGGCCCCGUCAACAACGUGUUGUGGACCUGCCCCAGGGCCAACUACGACACCCCGGCCUGGCCUGCGGGCUCCGACGGCACGACCGCUGGCAUUCAGGACCCCAACAACAAGGGCCAGGGCGUCGGUUUCCCCACCCAGUACUGCGACGGCUUCGCCUCGCCCCUCCGCGCCGACAUCCACUUUCCCUCCUGCUACAACCCCAAGGCCGGCCUGACCAACUACAAGGAGAACAUGGCCUGGCCCUCUUCCGAGGGCGCCAGCGCCGGCGGCCGCACCAACUGUCCCGAGGGCUACAUCCACGUGCCCCACCUCUUCAUGGAGGUCUACUGGGACACCCCCAAGUUCUCCGACCGCUGGACCCCCGGCAACGGCGAGCAGCCCUUCGUCCUCUCCAACGGUGAUGUCACGGGAUACUCCCUCCACGCCGACUUCCUUGCUGCCUGGGACGAGGACCUCCUCCAGAACAUCAUCGACAACUGCAACUCUGCUCAUGACGGUAUGGAGGCCUGCCCGGGUGUCGAGGCUCACAUCAACACGGAGGAGUGCGAGUGCGAGAACGCUGCCACUUUCCGCACCACCGGCUCCGGUGCCAUCUCUGAGCUCCCCGGCAACAACCCUCUCUCUGGCUUCUCGUACGGAGCUGCUCCCGCCCAGUCCUCGCCCGCACCUGUUGACACGCCCACCCAGAACUCUUCCGAAGAUGAGAGCUCCGAGGAGGAAACCGUUGAUGAUUCCGACGCCGAGUCGCAGCCUGAGCCCGAAUCGCCGGUCGAUGACUCUCCCGCCCCUGCUCCUGCUACCACUCUCGCUCCCAAGCCUACCAAGGACCCCCUCUGCGUGACGAGGACUAAGACUGUUGUCGAGACCGUCACCGUCUACGAGGAUGUCGUUCCUACUGAGGCUGCGAAGAAGCGACGACACAUGCACAUGCAUGCCGCUCGCCACGGUGCUCGCAUGAGCUAA
Messenger RNA from Scedosporium apiospermum, 1428 nucleotides. RefSeq lists its product as uncharacterized. The record is from RefSeq and is a predicted model, not a curated record. The coding region runs from base 1 to 1428 and encodes 475 amino acids. NCBI's taxonomy places the organism in Eukaryota, Fungi, Ascomycota, Sordariomycetes, Microascales, Microascaceae. The transcript has 2 exons.